AUGGAUACAUACGUAGGCACCGCCUUUAUGCGGGCCAAAAACUAUGAUUACCCAGAUGCCUUCGUCGAGUGUCUGAACUCGACCGAUGGGACAAAAUCCAACCUGCACGUCCACGAGUACUCCUGCAUCCACUUCGCUUUCUGCAGCUGUCCUAGGAUGAAGCCAGAACCAGAUAUUGCGGGGAAAGGUGUGAUAAUAGCCUUCACCGUGACGGCCUUUUUCACCCUCUGCCUAGCGAUCUUCUGCCUCAUCGUUGGGCGCACCAACGAAGCACGGCAAUCCUUCAACCCCAUAGAUCGACUUGCCCGAAAACACGUAUCCGGGCCAGUCCGCCGCUUCAUGUUCCGAAUCGGCAUGAACCCCGACCUACAGUCUCUCGUCGCCUACGAUCUCGUCAACACAUUUAGCGACCUUCAGCUUGUGACCGGCCUCGCGGUCCUUGUCGGUGGGAUCAAAGAGCUUGUCGAUGGCACAAUAUCAACGUAUCACUUCAUGAUCGUCACCGACCUCGCGUGGUUCUGCACGCUUACCCACUUGCUCUCGCUUGUCGUGACACGCAGCGUGCGCGACAGCGUAAAGCGGACACAUCCCCAGAGAUAUCAGCACGAGAACACCGAACUGGCGGCGCGACUCGCCCGCGCUUUGCGUAUCUGCUUUAUGGCCGCUACUUUCGUGCUGUUGAUGUAUGCCUUCUGGGUCACUGGAUACAAGGAUAUUUACGAAAAAGGCCAGUACAGGUGUCCCAUGAAAUGUGCAGUCGAUAAACCAAAGGGUGGGCGUCCUUGGAGGCUGAUGGUUAUCAAUAUGACUCUGAUGUCGUACUACUACGCUGUGCAGAUGUUCCUCAGUUGGCGCACUGGGCGCCUAUUUUGGAUGGACCAUAUCAGAGGUUACCUAAUCGACAAGAAGGGCCAGCCGGUCGACAUAUGGAAACCCGAGGUCGUCUUCAAGAUGUGGAACGAGAACAAGGUGUGGAAGGGUCUGAAGAUGUCUCUUUUAAUGGUUUGGUAUUUCCUUGCCUCAGAGGUUGAGACAAUGCUGGGGCUGACCGUGUUCUUUUGGUUCGGGGUGUACUCGCUGGUUGACGAUCGUGUCCGGGGGCAUGAUGAGAUGGAACAAGAAAUACGCCAUGAAGAGAACGGACUGGUCUUCAGCCAGCUUGUGCCGAUUUUCUUACUCAUCAUUCCAUUCAUGGGCCUCUUUGAGUCCUAUGCAAGGCAUUCGAAAGCAACCAAGGAGUCCGAUGGCAAGGAAGUGGACAGCUGCACCUCGGAAGGACCCUGA
Messenger RNA from Colletotrichum spaethianum, 1284 nucleotides. RefSeq lists its product as uncharacterized. The record is from RefSeq and is a predicted model, not a curated record. The transcript is spliced from 2 exons. Lineage: Eukaryota; Fungi; Ascomycota; Sordariomycetes; Glomerellales; Glomerellaceae. The coding region runs from base 1 to 1284 and encodes 427 amino acids.